AUGCGCCUGCCGCCGGGGAAGCCCCCGCUGCCGCCUCUGCGGAUUUCGCUGGCCGCCGCCACUUACUGCCUGCUGGUCCUGCAGGUGGACGCCUAUUUCGGCCUGACUGGGAAAGAAGCAUUAGCUCAGUUUCCUCUGCUGGGGCCCUCAAAAAGCCUUGGCCACUGGAAGGCUCACCUGAAGCAAUGUGACCUGCUCAGGCUUUCUCGGAAGCAGAAAAGGCUUUGCCGCCGGGAACCCGGGCUAGCUGAAACCUUACGGGAUGCCAUCCGGCUUGGUGUCCUCGAGUGUCAGUAUCAGUUUCGCAAUGAGCGCUGGAAUUGCAGCCUGGAUGGAAGGGCGGACCUCCUGAAGCGAGGUUUCAAGGAAACAGCCUUCCUGUAUGCAGUGUCUUCAGCAGCGCUGACCCAUUCCCUCGCUCGGGCAUGCAGUGCAGGGAGGAUGGAGCGUUGCACGUGUGACGACUCGCCAGACUUGGAGAACCACAAAGCGUGGCAGUGGGGAGUGUGUGGAGACAACCUCAAGUAUAGCACUAGAUUUUUGAAGAACUUCCUGGGCCAAAAGAAGGUUGGGAAAGACCUGCGGGCCAAGGUGGAUAUCCACAACACGAAUGUGGGCAUCAAGGCUGUGAAAAAUGGACUCAAGACCACUUGCAAGUGUCAUGGUGUAUCUGGUUCAUGUGCUGUGAGAACCUGCUGGAAACAGCUGUCCCCUUUCCAUGAGAUGGGAAAGCUGCUCAAAUUACGCUACGAUGGUGCUGUCAAAGUCUUCAGUGCUACCAAUGAUGCCGUGGGCCACUCAGAACUGGUGAGCCCCCAGCACAGUGGCCACUUGGCCAAAGGCCCGGUUGCUCCCCGCUCCACUGACCUGGUUUACAUGGAGGACUCUCCCAGCUUCUGCCGGCCCAGUAGAUACUCCGUGGGCACUGCUGGAAGGACGUGUUCUCGGGAGGCCAACUGUGACAGCAUGUGCUGUGGCCGGGGUUACAACAUCCAGAGCCGCAUGGUCACCUUCUCCUGCCAUUGCCAGGUGCAGUGGUGCUGCUAUGUCGAAUGCCAACAGUGCAUGCAGGAAGAGGUGGUUUAUAGCUGCAAGCAGUAA
This is a messenger RNA of Varanus komodoensis (Komodo dragon), 1101 nucleotides long. RefSeq names its product Wnt family member 9B (gene WNT9B). The transcript has 4 exons. Gene Ontology annotation, molecular function: cytokine activity; frizzled binding. The record is from RefSeq and is a predicted model, not a curated record. Bases 1 to 1101 code for a protein of 366 amino acids. Gene Ontology annotation, cellular component: extracellular region. Lineage: Eukaryota; Metazoa; Chordata; Lepidosauria; Squamata; Varanidae. Gene Ontology annotation, biological process: canonical Wnt signaling pathway; multicellular organism development; neuron differentiation.